AUGUCCACCGACGACAUCCCGUCGUCCUCCGACGUCGACGCCAUCAUCCUCCGAUUCUUACGCCACUUCAGGGACCCGCGCGACGUCAGCCGUGUCGGCCAGGAAUUUUUCCGAGGAAAACCCCACAAAACCCUUCCCCUGGCCACACGCCGCAAGCGAAAGUCCAAGCGGAUCGACGAGCUGGCGGCGAUGUCCGACUCCGACGACGACGAGAUUGAAGCAUUCCACAAGCAGCAGGACAUGAUCCCCCUUGACGACGACGAUGCGAGGGAGUCGGAGGAUGACGAUAUGGAGCAGCCCGUGUUCGACCUGAAGGUAAUUUGUGCCCCUUAUCGAUCUUGUUCUUCAGGAAUUCGCAAUGCAUCCAACCAUGAAACCAAAAUGAAAGAAAACCUUGCUGUCCUAUCAAGCAAUGACAAAAUGGGUGUGCUAUACAGUUCUGCUCCUGAACUCGUUAGCUUGUUGUCUGAGUUGAAGGAGGCCCAUGAAGAAUUUAGGGCUAUAGGACAGCUCAACAAUCAGGUAAAUUAUUGCUACUCACUACUGGAUCCAUUUUCUUGUUUCAAUCCAAACUGCCGCUGGCUCAUGCCUUCCAUGGCUCUCAUCGCCAUCUGCAGAUCUUUAGGGAUCCAUGGAAGAGUGGAUGAGCACAUGGGCUUGCAAAGCCUGGAAAUGUUGAAAGUAAGAGCCAACCUUGAGGAAAGAUUAAAGAAAAAGGGGCUCUAUAAUUUGACAAGAUCGAAGCCAGAGAAGUUGUCAAAAACCAGGACAACUAGUAAUCAAGACUUGCAGACAUUGGAUGACUUUGAUGAUGAAGUGCAGAGGAAUAAUCAAAUGAUGAAACCUAGCAAGCUUGUGGCAGCUGCUGCUAAAUCUAAUAAAAACAAGUUUGUUUCUGGUGAUGAUGAUCUUCCAAAGCGAGAUAAUGUUGGUGAAAGGCGGAGGAAACACGAGCUUCGUGUCCUAUCAAGAGUAGGAGCUAACUCAGUUGAAUAUGAUCAUGAGUUGCCAGAAGAUGGUGACGGUUCUGAAGACGAGUUCUAUCGGGAUGUGAAAAGACAGAGGACUGAAAAACUGUCAUUGAAGAAUGAGAAGUACUUACCAGCUCGUAGCAUUCAACCCGUGGAGGAAGAAACUGAAGGAGAUGGCAAGAGGAAGAUUUCAUAUCAGAUCGAGAAGAACAGGGGCUUGACACGUUCCAGAAAUAAAAAGAAAAAGAAUCCGCGAAAGAACUACAGGGAUAAGCCUUGGAAAAAGCUUGUCAAGCGGAAAGGCCAAGUGCGUGACAUCAGGAAGCCAUCCCGUCCCUAUGGAGGUGAAAUGUCCGGCAUCAACCCUAACGUUAGCCGCAGCGUUCGGUUCAAGAGUUAAUUUCAUUUGUAUGUUCAGUUUAAUAAUGUUGGACAUG
Molecule: messenger RNA, 1408 nt
Organism: Setaria italica (foxtail millet)
Lineage: Eukaryota; Viridiplantae; Streptophyta; Magnoliopsida; Poales; Poaceae
Product: something about silencing protein 10-like
Exons: 14
Coding region: 1-1371 (456 amino acids)
Biological process (GO): maturation of SSU-rRNA from tricistronic rRNA transcript (SSU-rRNA, 5.8S rRNA, LSU-rRNA)
Cellular component (GO): nucleolus; small-subunit processome
Source: RefSeq, a predicted model, not a curated record